This is a messenger RNA of Tetrahymena thermophila SB210, 1533 nucleotides long. Its product is annotated as class-II DAHP synthetase family protein. Gene Ontology annotation, biological process: aromatic amino acid biosynthetic process. The record is from RefSeq and is a predicted model, not a curated record. Gene Ontology annotation, molecular function: 3-deoxy-7-phosphoheptulonate synthase activity. The transcript has 2 exons. Lineage: Eukaryota; Ciliophora; Oligohymenophorea; Hymenostomatida; Tetrahymenidae.
AUGAUUGAAAGUUCUGUAUUAUUAGAAAGUGAAUUACAAAAUAAAUGGGAUGGAAGCGAAAUUAGAUUUAGCAUCGGCGCUAAGACCAACCCAGUCAACAGUAAAUAGCAUGUUUUAUAAUAGAAAAGAUCUUUUAUCGAAGACGAAGGAACUGGUAGUGAAACAUCUGAAGAAAUUUCUCAUAACGAGAUUCCAGAAACUUGGUUACCAUCUUCUUGGAGAUCUUAUCCUGCAUUGUAGUAACCAGUUUAUGAAAAUACAAAUUUGUUAAGCUAGCAAUUGUAAAUGAUUAAUGAAAUGCCUUCAAUAGUCAGUGUUAAUGAGAUUGAGAGUCUCUAAGCUGACCUAAGACAGGUAGAAACAGGCAGUGCAUUCUUUAUUUAGAUGGGAGAUUGUGCUGAACGCUUUGCAGAAAUGAACAAUUCAUUUAUGGAAAAAAAAAUAAAAGCAAUUACUGCAGCUUCUAGAAUUUUCGCAAAUAUGCUCAAUAAGAAAUGCGUUAAAAUAGGAAGAAUUGCUGGAUAAUUUGCUAAACCUCGUUCUUAAGAAUUUGAAAAAUUGCCUGAUGGUACUUUGCAAUACAAUUAUCGCGGUGACAAUGUAAAUAGUUUAGAAUCUAGAAAACCCGAUCCAUUAAGAUUAAGUUAAGGCUACUUCCAUUCAGUAGCUGCUAUGAAUUUUAUCAGAGCACAGUAGAAGCACAUCAUGCAUAAUAAACUUAAUAUUCAAUAAUUAUUAGAAGAAAAAAGUUACCCAUAGAAAUAGCAGAUCAGCGCUGAGCAGUAGCAAAAAUUGAAUGAUAAUUAGAUAGAAGCUAUUGAAAAUGUAAAUUUAAAUAAUGAUGACUUGUAUAUCUCACAUGAAGGAUUACUCUUAAAUUAUGAAGAAGCUAUGACCAAAAAAUACAACAAUAAGUAUUACAAUACAAGCACUCAUUUGUUGUGGAUGGGAGAAAGAACUCGCCAACUUGAUGGUGCUCAUGUCAACUUUUUUAGUGGAAUAUAAAACCCUAUCGCUGUUAAAGUUGGACCAACUACUGAUGGAAAAAUACUAAAAUAGCUAGUUAAUAAAUUAAAUCCAUAGAAUUUAUAGGGGAGAUUGAUAAUAAUUUGUAGAAUGGGCAAUAAAAACAUUUCAAAUGUUUUGCCUACUUUAGUUCAAGCAAAAAAAGAAUAUAACCUCAACUUCAUUUGGAGUUGUGAUCCUAUGCAUGGAAAUACUUUUUCUACAAACGAAAACAUCAAAACAAGAAGUGUAAAAGACAUACUUGAAGAAUUAACUAAAUUUGCAACUAUAUUGCACGAAAAUAAAGAAAAUAUAGGUGGUAUUCAUUUGGAGACUUCACCUAACCAAGUUACCGAGUGUCUAGGCUUGGAAAUAGAAGAUCAAGAUUUAAAUAUUUGCUAUACAAGCGCAUGCGAUCCUCGUUUAAACAUUUCCCAAACUCUAUACAUAACCUACUAAUUCGCUCUACUUCUUCAAUCUCUUUAUAAUAAAAAAAAUACUGGAUAUACACCAGAAUUAGAUAAUUGA